Cyprinodon variegatus (sheepshead minnow) is the source of this 1529-nucleotide messenger RNA. Its product is annotated as zinc finger protein 664-like. Gene Ontology annotation, cellular component: nucleus. The coding region runs from base 83 to 1462 and encodes 459 amino acids. The transcript is spliced from 2 exons. NCBI's taxonomy places the organism in Eukaryota, Metazoa, Chordata, Actinopteri, Cyprinodontiformes, Cyprinodontidae. The record is from RefSeq and is a predicted model, not a curated record.
AGAAGCUGUUAAAGGGACAUUAAAAGAUAAAGUAACAAGAUGUGAAGACUGCAGCUACAGCGGCAGGAGAGAAAAGACUAAAAUGGAGGACAGAGAUCAUCUUCAUCCCAACAUCCUGGAAGCUGCUUUAAAGCCAGAAGUUCUGCAUCUGAAAGAUGUAAAGCAGAUGCUGGUGGUUAAAGAAGAGGAUCCUGUAGACCACCUGGUAGGUGCUGAGCUGCUUGAUCCACAGCCCCCCCACACGAAGGAGGAACAGGAGGAGGUCUGCAUCAGUCUGAGGAGAGAGCUGCUCAACAGCAAGGAGGAGACCAUCAGUUUUCCAGUCAGUGUUCCUCCCUUUGAGAGCGUAGAUGAUGAUCAUUGCCCUCUGAUCCUACAGCGUCAUCAACAUCAAGUUAAAGACAAAGAUGUUCUGGGAGAGGAAUCCAUCAGGGUGAAAGAUGAUGGAGAUUGCUUCAUUGCCUCAGAUGAAGUAAAACCCUGCAUCUCUCAGCUGAAACAUUUGUCUGAAUCUAGACUGAAACCUAAGGACGUGAAUGCUGACUGGAAGGAGGGCCCAGAAACAGGAUCCUCACCUUCUCUGGAUGAUGAAGAUACUCGUCUUACAGAGAAGGACGACGAGGACUCAAGAGGGAAAGUCCAGACAGGAAACAUGUUUAGGUGUAAAGACUGCGGUGAAACAUUUCCUGAAAAGGGAAGUUUAAGCAUCCAUAAGAGAAUCCACAAAGAAGAGAAAGCUUCCUGUUGUGAUGUUUGCGGGAAAAGUUUUACACGGACACAUAAUUUGAACAAUCACAUGAGAAUCCACACCGGAGAGAAAUCCUUCUGUUGUGAUGUUUGUGGACAAAAAUUCACCCUAAAGCCGAGUUUAAGAGUACACAUGCGAAUCCACACGGGACAGAAACCCUUUUGCUGUGACUUAUGUGGACAAAAAUUUAACCAAAAAUCAGCCUUGAACACACACGUGAGAAUCCACACAGGAGAGAAACCGUUCUGUUGUGAGAUCUGUGGGCAAAAAUACGUCCAACUAUCAAACUUGAAAGCACACCAGAGAACUCACACAGGAGAGAAACCUUUUGGUUGCGAUCUAUGUGGACAAAGAUUUAGCCAUCCGUCAACUUUAAGAGCACACGUGAACAUCCACAGUGGGGAGAAACCUUUCUGUUGUGAAAUCUGUGGGCAAAGAUUCUGUCAGAAAACACAGCUAAUUACACACAUGAGAACUCACACAGGACACAAACCUUAUGGCUGUGAACUUUGUGGACAAAGAUUUAGUCACAAAGUAAGUUUAAGGACACAUAUGAGUAUCCACACUGGACAGAAACCGUUUUGUUGUGAUUUAUGUGGACAGGGAUAUAACCAGCAAGCAGGUUUAACAACACACAUGACAAUCCACGCAGAACAGGAGCCGCUCUGUUGUGAUAUGGACAAAGAUUUAGCUGCAAAUAGUCAUGAGAAUUAAAACGGUCAUAGAAUGAUUCUAUAGGGUAUCUGGUCCUUAAGGUCUCUAAUAAGGUGUGUAACAUUGG